Molecule: messenger RNA, 1079 nt
Organism: Haplochromis burtoni (Burton's mouthbrooder)
Lineage: Eukaryota; Metazoa; Chordata; Actinopteri; Cichliformes; Cichlidae
Gene: oacyl
Product: O-acyltransferase like
Exons: 5
Coding region: 309-950 (213 amino acids)
Molecular function (GO): acyltransferase activity, transferring groups other than amino-acyl groups
Source: RefSeq, a predicted model, not a curated record
CCUACAUUGGGUAUUUUAGAACAGAUUUAUUUACCUGUUCUUAACCUUUUAUCUUCAUAUCCCUGUGCAGUGUAUUCCUUGGACGUGGUACCUGUCUCUAGACUUCCAGUGUUAUGCAACCACUCCUCUCUUGGUUUAUUUAUACAGACUGUAUGUUCACAUCCUUUAAUAUGAUUCUGAAAUACUGUUAAAGUGAUUUCUUCAUUCUUGAACUAGAGCAUCACUAGGAGCCGUAUACAUUUUUAUUAUCUCUGUGGUUGUAAUCCUAUCCCCUCCAUGUUUUAUUUGUCAGAAAUAGGAGUGUGUUUAUGGUUGUGGCAGGUGGCCUCCUCCUGAUGACUAUUGUGGCCAGUGCUAUUAUAACUGCACACCUGCAGCUACCAGUCUUUCAGCCAUCUACAAUGACAUCUGAGAAUUAUGUUUUGUAUUACUAUGUGAAACCCUACACGAGAUACGGGCCAUUUCUAAUAGGGAUCUUGACCGGAAUAUAUCUGACAACAAAGAAAAAUCCACUGUUAAAGCAAUGGUGGCAGGCAGCACUUGGUUGGCUCUGUUGUCUGUCACUUUUGGCUCUUUUGGUUGGAUUGCCCUACAUCCUGAAGGAGACGCCAGCCAAUCCAUCUGUGCCACAUGCCCUGUAUCAAGGGCUGCAUAGACCACUCUGGGCACUGGCUGUGACCUGGAUUAUACUGGCCUGUGAGGAAGGCUAUGGAGGCUUUAUCAAGAGGUUCUUAUCCUUGACUUUCUGGGUUCCUCUUUCCAAUAUCAGCUUCGCCUGCUAUCUCAUACACCCUGUCUUCAUCAUCCUGUACAUUGGCUUUCAAGAGACCCCAAUCCAUUACACAGACAUCAAUUUUAUGUACCUGUUCCUUGGCCACCUGGUGCUGACAUUGGCAGUGAGCUACAUGCUCACUGUGUUAGUUGAGAAGCCCUACCUGCUCCCAAAAUAGAGCAGGGCAUGAACGUGCCCAGCUAUUCACAUCCUUAAUAACUACCCUCAUUAUCUUUGUUUAUGCAUUGUGAUCUCUAACACUGCUUUUAUUUAUAGCUGCUUUUGUAGCUAACGAAGCAAUUUAAUU